UGGCUGUUAAUGUUAAAAAGGAUCAGGAUCUUCACUGAGUGCACCUUAAGUUGGUGUAAAGUGACUGAGUACCAAGUAAUAUUUUCAAUGCGUAGUAGGGACUGGGAAAGCAUUGAGCCUCUAAUGGGAACCUCACACAAUAAAUUCAAAGGGAAAGCGGUGGGGAAGCUGACACUGGCAUGAAUCGGCAUUUGCCCUGCCGCCGGUCUGGGCCCCCUCCUCCAUCUCUCCGCCGACCCCACUGCUCCUCGCCCAGGUUCCUCUCGUCCUGUGACUGUUUUUCCGACUGCAAAGGCCCUCCCCCUUCUCAUCCUCUGUCUUGCUCUUACUCACUCUCCCUUACACGCUGUCUCCCGGGUUCUCCCUCUUGGGCUCUUUUUUCCCUCCUCUCCCCGCCCACUCCACACUCGAGCUGGAACGAAGAUGCCGGCCGCCUAGCGAGCGCGGACUUUGCAGCGGGACACCGGGAAAGUCAACAAGCCCUGAAAAACAGGAUUAAUAUACAGAGAACCGAUCCAAGGAUAAUUGCUGUUGAGAAUGGAGAGCUCGCUGCAAGAGGGAUCACUGUGGGGCCAUCCUUCAGAAGAGCAAUCUCAGGAGCCCCUCACGAUACUGUCUGCCCUGAUCUCUUCUAAAGAACAAGAAUCUGUGACCUUCAAAGAUGUAGCCAUAGACUUAACCCAGGAGGAGUGGACCCUGAUGGACAGGUCCCAGAGGAAGAUGUACAUUGAUGUGAUGCUGGAGAACAUCACUCAUCUGGUCUCCGUGGGGUGUCAGUUCUUCCAAUCAGAUGUGAUUUCCCAGUGGGAACAAGGAGGGGUGCUGUGGAAGGAAGAAAGAGGACUUGCCCAAGGCUGGAGUCCAGGCUUGGAAAACAGCCAUAAAAAGGAAGAAACAAUAUCUAUGCAAGAUAUCUUCAAGGAGGACCCAUCUAACUACAACACAAUACAGAAAUAUCACUCAGGAGAAGACCCCUUUGAACAUAUUGGGUAUGAUGAAGUUUUCACUCAGACCUACACAUUGACUCAACAUGUCUUAACUCACACUGGACAGAGACCCUAUAAAUGGAGCGAAUGUGGGAAACAUUUCAGUCAUAGAAGCGACCUUUAUAGACACCAGAAAACUUACAUGGAAGCAAAACCUUAUAAAUGUAAUCAAUGUGAGAAAUGCUUCCAUAAUAGAAGGAAGCUUUGCAUACACCAGAGAAUUCACACGGGAGAGAAACCCUAUAAAUGUGAUGAAUGUGGAAAAAACUUCAGUCGAAAUUCCCACCUUCGUUCCCAUAAAAUAACUCACACAGGAGAGAAUCCGUUUGUUUGUAAUCAGUGUGGGAGUCACUUCAGGUAUUUUUCAUCUUUAACUAGACAUAAGCAUAUUCAUUCUGGACAGAAGCCUUAUGAAUGUCAUCUGUGUGGGAAAGCCUUUGUUCAAAGUUCUUACCUUAAACAACAUGAGAGAACACACACUGGAGAGAAACCAUAUAAAUGUCUUCUAUGUGGAAAAGCCUUUGUUACAAGCUCUAAUCUUAGAGAACAUGAGAGAACUCACACUGGAGAGAAACCAUAUAAAUGUCAUCUAUGUGGAAAAGCCUUUGUUCAAAGCUCUUGUUUUAGACAACAUGAGCGAACACACACUGGAGAGAAACCAUACAAAUGUCAUCUAUGUGGAAAAGCCUUUAUUACAAGCUCUUGUCUUAAAAAACAUGAGAGAACUCACACUGGAGAGAAACCAUAUAAAUGUCUUCUAUGUGGAAAAGCCUUUGUUACAAGCUCUAAUCUUAGAGAACACGAGAGAACCCACACUGGAGAGAAACCAUAUAAAUGUCCUCUAUGUGAAAAAGCCUUUGUUACAAGCUCUAAUCUUCGAGAACACGAGAGAACUCAUACUGGAGAGAAACCAUAUAAAUGUCAUCUGUGUGGAAAAGCCUUUGUUACGAGCUCUUGUCUUCGAGAACAUGAGAGAACCCACACUGGAGAGAAACCAUAUAAAUGUCCUUUAUGUGGAAAAGGCUUUGUUACAAGCUCUUGUCUUAGAAAACACGAGAGAACCCACACUGGAGAGAAACCAUAUAAAUGUCCUCUAUGUGGAAAAGCCUUUGUUACAAGCUCUAAUCUUAGAGAACAUGAGAGAACUCAUACUGGAGAGAACCCAUAUAAAUGUCCUCUAUGUGGAAAAGCCUUUGUUGAAAGCUCUAAUCUUAAAGAACUUGAGAGAACUCAUACUGGAGAGAACCCAUAUAAAUGUCCUCUAUGUGGAAAAGCCUUUGUUACGAGCUCUUGCCUUUGAAGACAUGAGAGAACUCACUUUAAAUGUAGUGAAAGAACAUGGAAGAGCCUUCAGCCACAGCUCUAAUCUAUAAUCUGAGAAUUCAUAAGUGGGGGAAAUUUAUGGCCAUAUUCAUUAUGGAAAUGCCUUCAUUUUAAAUUUAUCCUUACACAACAUGAGUGAACUCCAUUUGGAGGAACCCUAUAUUUAUCAUCGAGGAGGAAGAGACAUUAGCUAAUCUCCGGUUGUAGGGUGCACAAGAAAAUUCAGUAUGAAUGAUAAUCUAAUCUCCCUGGAAGGGAAAUUACACAGGAGAAUCUUAAAAAAGGAGGUCACUCUAGGAGAGUAACAAAAAUUGAUGCUGGGGAGCUUAUUCAUUGUAAUAUGCAUGGAAAAAACAUUUACUAGUAGAAAAACUAUUGUAGGCAUGUGAAGUUUCACACUCUGUAGAAUAGUGAAUGAAUGGAAGUCUUCAGUGAUUUUUAAUUCCUUAGUCAACAUGCAGUUUCUCACAUUGUAUAUAUGCCAUUGCUAAAAUCAGAUGAAAGGUUAGAGUUUGCAUUAGAAAUCCCUGACUAGGAAAAACAUCUAUUGAGAAUGUCUAACCACACAGUUUAGACAUUAAUUUAUAUUUUUGCCUGAUGGCCUAUUAUAAAAAUGUAAGAAACAUAUGUAGGAUUGUGACAUCAUCUGGGAAUUCUGAAUGCAGAAUUUUAUGACAAUUAUUUUCUUCCUUAAUGGAUUAGUAUGUAGAACUGCAUAUGAAGCAAAAUUGUUGCUAAAAAAUCCAUUAUAUUGGUUAGGUCCUAUUUUUCAUACAGCAAUAAUUAUGAUUGGGUUCAACUAGAAAGUAAUGUUGAAUAUUAACUGAAAAACAACACAAGAUGAUGUGUCAUUACUACAUAUUGUUAACCAUGUAUGUAGAUUAUAAUGAUGAAUUAAAGAUUAAUACAUAGUUUGUGACCGAA
Mirounga angustirostris (Northern elephant seal) is the source of this 3233-nucleotide messenger RNA. RefSeq names its product zinc finger protein 596-like. The transcript is spliced from 6 exons. Lineage: Eukaryota; Metazoa; Chordata; Mammalia; Carnivora; Phocidae. Gene Ontology annotation, biological process: regulation of transcription by RNA polymerase II; embryo development; urogenital system development. The coding region runs from base 538 to 2286 and encodes 582 amino acids. The record is from RefSeq and is a predicted model, not a curated record. Gene Ontology annotation, cellular component: nucleus. Gene Ontology annotation, molecular function: RNA polymerase II transcription regulatory region sequence-specific DNA binding; DNA-binding transcription factor activity, RNA polymerase II-specific.